AUGGUUAGAAGGGAGUGGGAUGGUUCUCAGUUGACCGCUGCUUCCCCAAAUUCAGCAAUUAUGACGGAUACAUUAUCAAGCACAAAUUCGACUAAUCUCUACCGAUCUCCAUACCCUAAUCGUCAUCCCAAGUUAGGAAUAUCUGCUGUUCUUCGGUCAGCAUCAGUUAGCCCUUUGUCAAGUUCUCAACCAAAGCCACUAGAAAGCCCUCUUAGAUUAGAUGAUCCUCCAUCAGUAACAUGUCGGUUCAGACCCGGACUUAGGCCAGUCAGGAUUAUAGACAUGACCAAUUUCCGGUUAAAAAGGAAACAGUUGGGCAAAUCUGCUGGACUGGAUGGUAAAGACAAUGAAAUGCGGAGGUCGUCCACCUUGCUACUUCAGUCUCGACGUCAACCGUUGAAAGCUUUCCAGCAAAAUACACUCCCGCCUAAUAUAUCUACGUUUAAUUUUAAACAACAGGAUCCUCACCUAACUUCCCGGGAGCCAUCGCAGAUUCAAGGUCAACUUGCCUCAAUCGCAAGCAUUCAACGAAUUUCCACAAAUCCGAAGAUUCGACGAUACAGCUCCAGUGAUAUGGCAACUUCCAAACAAUAUAAAGAUAGUUCUUGUGCUGAACAUAUCUUUGUCGAGGUCGAAAAUGGCCUUUCUCGUAAAAGGAGAAGUGUGCCAGUGCGACCCAGCAAGAAGAUGAAAUCCCGCGACAGUCUAGACUCCGUGGACUCUAAUGUAACAUCCCCUAGAGGUACCCACAGUCCCGCUUCGACCCCUACUUCAACUAUGACCAAUAGUGCGACAACCAAGCAAAAUCCCAAGACAGGGGUCAUGACCAGGAUUCGUUCCCAAACCCAACUUGCUUACGAGGCUGUCAAAAGGGUCGUUCGUCGACAUUCAAAGCGUCGGUCGGGCUCCUAUGAACUGCGUCGAGAUACAGAAAUUUAUUAA
Messenger RNA from Rodentolepis nana, 942 nucleotides. The record is from the annotation of a GenBank genome assembly. Lineage: Eukaryota; Metazoa; Platyhelminthes; Cestoda; Cyclophyllidea; Hymenolepididae.